Molecule: messenger RNA, 1770 nt
Organism: Aspergillus fijiensis CBS 313.89
Lineage: Eukaryota; Fungi; Ascomycota; Eurotiomycetes; Eurotiales; Aspergillaceae
Product: putative RING finger domain protein
Exons: 4
Coding region: 125-1648 (507 amino acids)
Source: RefSeq, a predicted model, not a curated record
GAUUGAUCGGAUCUCCUCUUGCUCCUCUCCUUCCCCUCUCCCCUGACUCCUCUCUCAUUCUAUCCCUCCUCGACGCUCACCCCUUCGCGCUUCAUUUUGAGUCUCUUGGUUCGGCCUCGUCAUCAUGGCCGACGCCGCCGGAGACCGUGUCAUGUGUCAUGCUUGCGGCGGCGUCUGGCCGCGCAGCGAGCACGGCCUGAUUUGUCCGCAAUGCCAGUCGGACUUUACCGAGAUUGUCGAAAUCCCUCCCGACCCCGAUGAAGAACCGCCUUCUAUUUCCGACCGUCCCGACUCUGCCUCUUCUCCCCGGUCUGCCGGCUCUCCGCGCAACCCAUGGGCUGAUCAUAACCCCUGGGCUGCUCCCCAAGGGGAUCAGGACCGUAACGAGGGUGAACAGCCCUGGGACUCCGGAAGUGGAUUCCGGCAUCGCACAUACCGGUCCCCGGACGGUCGCUUCACUUUCUCCACAACCACCUACACGCAUGGCUUUGGCGGGCAGUCCGGGCAGUCCCCGUCCACGCGGAGCACUUCGAACCUCGAUCCGAUGAUGAUGGUGCAGAAUAUGGACAACAUCUUCCGGGGCUUGACCAGCAACUACCAACAACGCGAGCGUUCGGCCUCUGUGUCCAGCUCGGGGCAAGCCUCUAGCCAACCUCGGGGACAGGGACAACGUCUGGGCUCCUUUGAAUUCAAUAUUGAAACCGGGAACUCCGCAACGUCCAGCCAGGAUGGUGGCUUACAUCCUCGAGACGCGGAUGGUCCGCAGCCGAUUAACAAUCCGCUACGGACCUUGAGUGAUAUCCUUGAGUUGUUUCGUGCAGAUUUGGGUGCCAACGCCCAAGCGGCUGGAACUGGCGGCGCACGGGUGGUGACAGGGACUAACCCGCUGGCGAUGCUGUCGUCGCUGUUGAGUUUCGAUCGCCUUGGCGACGCGGUCUAUUCACAAGAGGAGCUAGACAGGGUCAUCUCUCAGCUGAUUGAUCAGACUGCCAACCGUGGCGCACCUCCUCCAGCUCCUGCCAAUGCUAUUCGAUCCUUGCCGAAGAAGAAGGUUGACACGGAAAUGUUGGGCCAUGAAGGCCGAGCUGAAUGUUCGAUUUGCAUGGAUGCUGUGGAGCUCGGAGCCGAAGUGACGGUGCUUCCUUGCAAGCAUUGGUUUCAUUAUAACUGCAUCGAGCUUUGGUUGAACCAACAUAACACUUGUCCUCAUUGCCGACGGGGUAUAGAUUCCCCUCAGACUCAAGGAACAAGCGAUAACCCGGUGGUAAUUGCCGAUAGUCCUGAGCCUGUUUCGCGACGCACAAGCAGUGCCGAGGCCAACCCCGGUAGAUCGAUACAGCCGCCCCCAGGCGCUUGGCCUGAACAAUCACCCUCCUCGUGGAGCUCGCGGUCAUUCUCAUCUUGGUCAGCUGCGUCGCCUGGUCCUAGCUCUGAGGCGCCAGCUCAACGACAGGAGCAGGGACGAGACCAGGGACGAGACCAGGGGCAAGGUCAGGGACAUGAUCAAGGACAUGGUCAGGGCGAAAGCCAGGACCGGAACAAUGGACAGGAACAACGACGAGAUAGCCGUGGUGAGGGAUCUAGCACCGGCUCCGGGUUUACGGGCUGGGUGCGUAACCGAUUGGGAGGAGGGGGCAGCAGCAGCUGACUUGGAGAGGAGGGACUUUUGUAUAGACUUUGGACGACGACAGCAGCUGGUCAGGAGAUUGGGAUCCGAUGCGACGACUAGCUUUGUUACGUAGUAACGACCUUACCUUGCUUGGCAUUGGC